This is a messenger RNA of Scophthalmus maximus (turbot), 6756 nucleotides long. RefSeq names its product UHRF1 binding protein 1 (gene bltp3a). Lineage: Eukaryota; Metazoa; Chordata; Actinopteri; Pleuronectiformes; Scophthalmidae. The transcript is spliced from 21 exons. The record is from RefSeq and is a predicted model, not a curated record. Bases 184 to 4179 code for a protein of 1331 amino acids.
AGUCCGUGAGUGUGUUCGGUUCAGGGGAGUAGCGGCUCGGCUGCGCGGUGGUUCCAGCGGCGGCGGCCGACAAGAUGCCCGCAGCUAGUUCCACGUCCAGCGCGGAGGAGCAUGUCCUCUGAGUUCAUCUACUGUUCCGCGUGAAUUCAAGAUAUCGGCUGCUCCGGCGCUACACGGGACAAAAUGGCCGGAAUCAUCAAAAAGCAGAUCCUGAAGCAUUUAUCGAGGUUCACCAAGAAUCUGUCCCCGGACAAGAUCAAUCUGAGCACGCUGAAGGGGGAGGGGCAGCUGUCCAACCUGGAGCUGGAUGAAGAGGUGCUGCAGAACAUGCUGGACCUGCCCACCUGGCUCGCCGUCACCCGGGUCUACUGCAACAAAGCCGCCAUCAGGAUACAAUGGACCAAGUUGAAAACGAGCCCAAUCUGCCUGUUCCUGGAUAAGGUUGAGGUGGAGAUGAGAACAUGUGAAGAGCCUCGUCCGCCCAACGGCCCCUCUCCCAUCGCCAUAACAGCAGGCCAGAGCGAAUACGGCUUUGCUGAGAAAGUGGUGGAGGGCAUGUCUGUGAGGAUCAACUCCAUCACCAUCAAGGUGCAGGCUCAGGCCUUCCACGCCUCCUUUGAGCUUUGGCAGCUUCAAGGCAACAGCCUCGACCCAAAGUGGCAGCGCAGCGACCUCCGCUACACCCGUGUCACCGACCCCAAGAGAGGAGAGGUUUUGACAUUCAAAGAAAUAAACUGGCAGAGUCUACGGAUCGAGGCGGACGCCAUCGAGAGCGACGACCAGGACCUGGGCAGCACGCCGCUGCGUCUCAUCACCAACCAAGGACGCAUUCGCAUCGCUCUAAAACGCAGAAUAAAGGACUGUAACGUGUUGGCGUCCAAGCUGCUCUUCAUCCUGGACGACCUGCUGUGGGUCCUGACCGACUCGCAGCUCAAAGCCAUCAUUCACUAUGCCAAAUCUCUGAGCGAGGCCAUGGAGAAGUCCGCCCAGCAGAGGAAGAGCAUGACGGCCGAGUCCCUGCAGACGACGCCUCCGUCUCCGGGCCUCCACAGCUUGUGGGCGGAGCCUCCACCUGCUCCUGCUGCCAACCCCAACAGCACGAGUCAGCACUUUGACCUCUAUGACGUGAAGGAGUCUUCGUACCACACCUUCAUAUCCCGCUUGGACUUACACGUCUGCAACGACAGCUCCUCGCUGGAUGAAGAUGAACCUCCUCCACCGGGCCUGCAGGGGGCGAUGCAGCUGACCUUCAGGAAGCUGGGCUUCGACUACUAUCCCGUCCACAGACCUGCCGAUGGAUGUCGACACUGGGAACGCCACAGUGGAGCCAUAGAGGCUCAGGCCCAGUGGGCGGGGAAGCUGCUGCAGGAAUACCACCGGAGAGUAGAGGCCUCUGGGCUCCCGGGGCCUCACAACGAGGGUCCCCCACUGUCUAGGGACUCUCCUGCAAAGACCGUCCAGGACGGACGGUCGAGUUCCAGUUCAAACACCUCUGACAGAGAACAGACGAGCGGCCGGAACGGCUCGACGGCUCCGAGCGGCUCAUCGCUGAAGAGGCUGCGGUCGAGCUGCGUGGUGGUCAGAGUGGACGACGUGGACAUUCACCAGGUGUCGACGCGAGGCCGUCAGAACAAGAAGACCCAGUCGUUGUUGUCCUGUAACCGAAAAGCUCAGCGUUUGCCCGACGCCGGUCCAGCCGUCCACCUGCAGUUCACGGAAUAUUACUUCCCCGACAACCCGACGCUCUCAGUGCCGACCUCCAACCUGUACGCCCAGUUCAACGGCCUGCAGCUGAACGUGGACGCGGCCAGCGUCCUGUGGAUCAACCUCUUCUCCAGGGGCCUGCUGCUCACGCUGGACCAGGUCAAAGCCUUCUACCACCUGCAGGACAGCAGCAAGGCGGAGGAGCACGUGGAUGUCCGCGUGGACGCAGCUCAGCUGAAGCUGAUCGUUCCCCUGGAUUCUUCCAUCCUGGACCACCCGGAGCGUCCACAGUCUCUCUGCGUCACCGUUCCUCAGCUGGUCCUCAGCAACACUCGCCACUGCCCCCACGGCUCCAGAGCUGACCUCAACUCUGUCUACGACAAGUUCGCCGGCUGCUCUUUCUUCCGGCCGCUGGCGCCCUGCUGUUACCCCAGAGACCUAAGUGCCUUCCACCCGGUACCCUCCGCCUUCCUCCGUCACUCCCGGGAGACGGAGCCACGACCUCUGGACGGGAAGCAGCUACGAUCCCAGGACGUCUGGUCCCUCAGUCUGUCCCGUGUGACUCUCGGCUUCGGCGGCGCUCGGCGGUUCCCCAAAGGCAGGACGCAGCCGUUCGUCGAGCCCUUCGCCGCGUCUGUGUGGAUGUGUCGUCCCGCAGCCUGUGAAGCGUCGUCUUCCACUUCCAGUCCCAGCGGCGCCCAGCAGCCCGCUCCAGAACCGGAAGAGGCUCCGCUCGCCUCCGUCCACGUCUUGGCUCACACGAUCACGCCGGUCAAGUUGUGGCUGAACCACUACCAGUACGUCGCUCUGCUGAGGAUGAAGGACGCCAUGGCUCGGCUGGGGGCGGAGUUGGGCCGCGACCUGCGAGACGUCAAACAGGCUCGUGGCCAGAAGACAAACAAACCUGCCACAGUUUGCGUCGCGCUCCUGGUGGACUCGGCGGAACUGGGUCUUCUGUUGCCACCGGUCUGCUCGGAGCCAGAGGAGGAGGUCGCCCACACGCCGGAGACCGACAGCGGCAGCGUGACCGACUCCGACGUCUCCCCGACGCAUCGCGCUGCAGACGUGGUGCAGGACGACAGUGGGCUGGAAAACGGCCUCGCUGCGUUCGAUCAGGACCAGCAGGACGGGGCAGUGGAGGAGGCGUGCGAGGCGGUGGAGGAGGGGCCGGAGGGGCCGGAGGGGCCGGAGGGCCCGGAGGGCCCGGAGGGCGGCGACGCUCCCGUCCUGUCGCCCGGACGCUCCCCUGUCCUCUCCCGCGAGCCGUCCACCUUCAGCCUGGAGGGGGAGCUGUCGAGCGCCAUCAACGUCACCAAGGACGCGACCAAAGACGCCUUCAGCGCCUCAAUGGACCUGACGAAAGGAGCGUUCUCCAUCACGAAAGACGCGUUCAGCCUCCUGAGCCGCGGCUCGGGGAUGAGCAAGCUGUUCGGUCCACAGGCCAAGGAUCAGGUCCAGCGCUCGGAUGACUCCUCCCUCUCGUUGGCGUCCAGCCUGCGCCACCAGUCCAUGAAGCAUUCGCCUUCCCAGCAUUCCUUCGACAGCGCCAUCCUGGAGGGCAGCCUGCCCGACGAGAACCUCUAUGUGGACAGUGACGUCAGCGACAACUUUGUUAUUCUCAUGGACUCAGAGUCCGGUUUGGAGUCCACGCUUCCCAACAACACUCCAGCGGGCGGCCGGGGAAGCCCCGCCCCGGGGACGGAGGGUGGGUCGUCAGCCGACCUCAGCAGCUCCUUGUCUCAGAGCAUUGAGGACGUGUUGCAGGACACGUCGUCGGUGUUGCUGCUGGUCCUGAGCGGAGCGGCCUGCACCCUGGAGGUGAAGGGGGACGACCAGGUCGUGGCGGCGGAGGCCCAGAGUCUGAUCCCGGUGCAGAUGGGAAACAUCCGUGUGUCCGACCUGCUGGCUGGUGUCAUACCAGAAGGACCCGUCCAGCACCAGGACCGACGGGGCGGCGGCAGAGACUCUCCGGUCGUCCGGCUGCGAGCGGAGGCGGGUCCGUGUGCGGCGCGACACUCCGCGCUGGCCGAGUCUCUGGGCUUCCUGGACGUGAGGGUGAGCGACGGCCGGGCGGAGCUGCUGGCCUCCACUGUGGCGAACAUCGGGCCGUUCCUCGAGGACGAGUUCAGCGUCGACGGCCAACCUAUGAGGCUGCACCUGAGCAACGUCACGGUCACCAUGAAGGACGAUGGUCCCAGAAACUACCCGACCGCCCCUCAGCCCGUCCCGGCCACGUUCAUCGUAGAUCAGCUUCUCCUCGAGCGGAGUGAGGACGGCAUCAUGAGGCUCAAAGCAGGUGCUGCAGCGACCGGUCCAGAAGACGCCGGCGCUUCCUGCUCUGAUCACCAGCAGAGCGAGAGACGAACCGUGGAGUCGCAGCUCCGCGACGCCCACGCCGCCCUCGACCGGGCCCGCGGCGACCGAGAGCGCCUCCUGCUGGAGGUCAGGAAGUACGACCCAGCGUUCGCUCUCUGAGAGCCGCCGCCGCCGCCCCGUCUUCACCUGGAGGAUCCGUCCCGCUGAGAGACUGUUGUCUGGACGAACGCCGGGAACCAUGGAGACUCACCUCCGAGGGGCAUUAGUCCUGUUUGGAAAGAUUCAUAAUAAUAUUAAUAAUAAUAAUAAUAAUAAUUUUUUUUUGGAUCACUUGAUUCCAAGAGAGCCCUGAUACAGUAACUACUUACUCACAGAGGAACUUAGUGAAGUAAAUAAUGAAGUGUCAAUAUGCCUCACUGCCGCACUAAACACAAAUUACUUUCGUUCCGUUGAACGACAGAAAUAACUUGAGCAUGCUUAGGGGUAAAUAUCAUUAAUAUUUUUUUUCUUCAGUUUAUUGCCUUUGUUAUUGAAAUGUUCGGUCAAGCAUGAAGCCAAAUCCUCCUCCUCUUCCUCUUCACAUGCACUGACACUGCCAGAACACAUGUCACAUUCCCAGACAGACGAUAACCAGACUUCAUAAUAAUUACAGUAAUAAUAAUAAUUACAGUGUAAAAAAUACAAUAGAUCCACAUGCUUUUUCUCAUCUAAAAGUAUUAUAACAGGUAUUAUUAGCUGUUGAACGUGUGAUGUAGACGUUAGGGACAACGAUGCACUUUUUUUUUUUAUUAUUUAAAAACUGUUUCUACCGACGACGGUAGAAGUCUUACACUCUCUUAUCCAGCUCUCGUUGAAGGCAGAGUUGUAUUAUUCUCUUGAGUUGUGCAAAGGUUUAUCAUUUUUCUUUUUGCGGCUGAACGAUCCACUGAAGGACGACGCGCCCUCAGUAUUGGAACCAGGUUGAGUCUUUUGUUUAUUUAAAAAAAGAAGAAGAGAUUUGAGUUUUAUUCCACAGAUGGAAUACUUGAUUCUUCUUGAAAGGUUUUUGGGGUUUUAUUUGUAGCUUGCCAGGAAACAACGGGGACUCUGUUUGUGUUCUUACCUCGGUACACGAAGAUAAAACUCACCGUGUUGUUUAUUUAUUUAGAUCUUGUCAAUACAUGUUUGUUUCCGACCGCAGAGUGUCGAAGCCAUAUCAAUCAAAAGGAAGUGACAUUUAAAAAAAAGAAAAUAAGUUAUGGUACUGAUGAUUUAUAGUGUUUUAUUUAUGUAACCGAACUCCCAACAGAAUCUGACGUUUCUAUGUUCAGUCCUUAUCUGAUGGUACGACGGAGUUUCAGGGCCACAUGGAGAGAAUAAAGUCGUAAAUUUACGAGAAUAAAGUUAUAAUAUUACAAGAAUGAAGUCGUAAGUUUAUGAAAAAACACUUAAUCUUUGGCACAUUAUCAUCAGUGUCAGGACUUUUGAAAAGGCUCACACCUUUCUUAUGGGUUGCUGUUUAGUAAUAUAAUACUAAAUUUAAUUUUUUCUCAUAAAUAGAUGAAUUUAUUCUCGUGAUGUUACAACUUUAUUCUUGUAAUAUUACAACUUUACUCUCGUAAUAUGACUUUAUUGUCAUAAUAUUAGGACUAUCCUCGACGCUCUAGUCCCUUAAACUCCGUCAUAUGAUGGAGUUCAUCUUGGAUCCAGUUUAAAUUUCUCUCACUUGUCAUUUAUUUGCGCAUUAAUCUUUUUCUUGCACUGAUUCAAACGACAGUGGAUUUGUUCACGUAAGACACUGUUUAACAGUUUAACUUUAAUUUUAUGAAAAACACAAUUUUUAUUUUUUUAAACUUCCCUUUUUUCUACAAACGUUAUAGCAGUGGUUUGGUGUUUUUCCUCUUCGGCAGGUUUAGUUGUGCUCUCUGGAGACCUCUGGUGGCUGCGACCUGCCACAACACAGCUAAUUCAAAACAUUUGGUAUUAUUUUAUUUUAUUUUUUUAAAACCUUUGGUUGCCUUGCCAAGGGCCAGGCUAUGAAUUAUAUUUUUUUCGAUUCUUUAAGAGGAAUGUAAAAUAUUUAAGCAAUAUAUAGAGAAUAUACCGCUUUAAAAAGGACCAUGACAAAGAAGAAGGAAACAUGGUUGAGUUGUUCGUCAGAUUAUUCAGUGUUUCUCCCUCAACUGCAUGUGAACUCAUCCUCAACCCGUCAGACGUUCUGCCCUUUCACCUCACUGUCACUCGUAAUCUUCUUCUCAGCCUCUUAGUGUUUUAUGUUGGUUUUUUUUGCAUGGCCCUAGUAAACAAAGACGCGGUGGCGCGACGUUGAACGUCCCCACUCCCGAUGCAAGUUCCUCACCCCUCAGCGUGAUGUAGCAUCGCAAUCCAGCUGACAAACUGGUCCCCAGACUUCCAGGGUUUCCAUGACAACUCGACCCCUUACCCAGUGUGUCACGAAAAAGGGGAGACGACUGGAGCAGGACACUUCGGAUGGUGUGUUCUCUCUCGAUGCAUGUACUGAAGUGUGUGUGUGCGUGUUUUGAUGUAAAUCACUUCCAGACGAAUGAAUCCUGGUGAAAAAUAUUCGCCAACACUCGCUCCUGGGGACAGUAUUUUUUGUUGUUAUUUGUGUAGAUUUUGAAUUUUGUAUUGUCUAUAACACUUCAUUAAGACUUAAUAUGAAAACUGGUUCUGUGAACCAAAGCUAGUGUGUGGAGGAUAUCAAAAAAGUGAAAGAUUAAAUGAUGAACUGCUGAA